UCUUUUUUGCGGUCUUUUUUGUCUGUCAGAAUGGGAAGAAGUUGCUGUGUUGCAGGUUGUCACACAAGGAAGAGUUCGGAGCCGCAUUUAAAGUUCUUUAUUCUUCCUCGCGAGAAGAAAAGGAGGACUAAAUGGUUGAAACUUGAAAGCCAUUACUCGAGGAACAGUAAGAGAAGAUGGUUCCGUGGACCAUUCUUGCGUGUGGCAACCGAAAUCCAGGCACGUUUACGUUUGCAGCCUGCAUUUUAUUACUGGUGCUAAGGUCAACAUGGAGAGCCACCCAGAUUAUGUACCCUCCAUCUUCCAAAAGAAAGAAGAUAAAUCCAGUACUGGCUCUUUGUGUAAGGUGGCACGAUUUGAGAGAGCAUCACGGAGAUCUCAAACAGUUCCUGGCGGAUGUCAGCCCUUGAUGCGCCGCCAAAGAGCAUCAUUCAAAGCCUGCCCAUCUAACAGUUUGAAUGAAACGGAAUCGCCUCCCAGUGUGGCUCCUAAAGGUCAAACGGAUUCAUCACCUGCCAGAGUUGCCAUAAAUCUUGAAAAUUCUCUUGAUUGUACUAGUAAGUCUGUGUCUCAGGAGUAUGCAAGUGGCACUGUGAGCCAAGAAAGCGAGAAGAUUGUAGAAACAACAAAUGACCGUUUUGAUCAAGAAAAGGAGAUGGUAGCUGAUGCGCCAAUGUCGACCACUGAGCGAGCCCAGUUGUAUGAGGAAAUCCAGAAUUUGCGAACAGAACGGGAUAAUGCUCUUCAGCGAGUUGCUUACCUUGAAAAACUCCUGAAAGAAACAAAUAUGUGUUCAGAGUCUGUGGAAGGAAAUGAGGAAAAAUGCCAAAUGAUGACAGGAAUCAAGUGGGCCACAUUCAUGAAAAUCUUCAUGUUUUUAUGCCAAUUUGUGGGCAACAACAGCACAAACAAAUCAAGUAUACCACUGCAAGAGCAACUCUUCUUAACUUUGGUGAAACUGAGGCACAAUUUGUCAUUUUAAUUAAUUGCAUUUUUGAAAGGACUUCCCAAAACGAUUGCUAUUAAUUGUUUCUGGCGCUGGAUAGACUUGGUGAAUGAAAAUCUUGGUUUCAUGAUUAAAUGGCCUGACAGGGAAAAUAUUCAUGACAUCAACCCACCUGUUUUUCGUGGUAAAUUUCCUAGACUAACCACAAUUGUUGACUGCUUUGAGAUCUUCAUUGAAUCGCCAAAGAACCUGCUAGCCAGAGCUCAGUGCUACAGUAGCUACAAAAAACAUUGCACUGUUAAAGUAUUUGUUGCUUGCAACCCAUUAGGAACUGUCACCUUUUUGUCUAGUUGUUGGGGUGGGAGGGCUUCUGAUGUGCAGAUAGUUCGCGAGUCUGGCUUUAUUGAUUCCAAGUAUCACAUGCCUGGUGACCAAAUACUUGCUGACCGGCGGUUUACCCUUCAUGCAGAUUUUGCUACUCGUUGCAGCUGUGAACUUUUGACUCCAGCAUUUACGAAAGGUAAGAAAAAGCUAUCCGCCAGGGAAGUAGAGAUAUCAAGGAAAAUUUCCUCCGUGAGGAUACAAGUCGAACGUGUUAUUGGCCUCGUGGAAAAUAGAUUUAAUGUUCUGAAAGGUACACUGCCAAUUCGUUGUGUUCAGAAUGUGAAAGAUGAAGCGCUGGGCUGCACUUUAUCGAACUGCGAUAAGAUUGUGCGAGUGUGUGCCAUUUUGAGCAACAUGUGCCCCAGCUUUGUGUAUGAUGAACAUUAAGCUGAGAUCAUUUUUUUUCUUAAUAUUUUUAUUAGUUUCUUAUUCAAAAUCUCAUUUAAUUUCUGGAUUUUUGACUGUUCAAAUGUAUUUUUAGUUUGGUGUCUGUUUUGACUGUUGCAGCAAAUUUACUCUGUAUUUUUUAAAUUAUUUUGUUGUUGUUGUAAAUUUACAUUAAUAAAGUUCUGAACAAGACAUGACAGCUCCAUUCUUGUUAUUGUCUUAUUUGUAAAUGAAAUGGUUCAUAAAACAAGAUAAAAACUAAGUAUAGAUUUUAUUGCACAAAGAUGAGGUAGAACACAAGUACAUUAAAAAAAAAAGUGCAAACACCAUAAAAAUAUUUAGAUGAUAUGUAAGCAAAAACAACAAAAUGUUGAAUUAAACAAGCUCAUUUCUUUUUACGGCAGUCUUGGCAAUACCAUUUCUUUGCUUUUGGCAGCCUUUUAAGUUUCAAA
Messenger RNA from Corythoichthys intestinalis (scribbled pipefish), 2169 nucleotides. RefSeq lists its product as uncharacterized. NCBI's taxonomy places the organism in Eukaryota, Metazoa, Chordata, Actinopteri, Syngnathiformes, Syngnathidae. Bases 269 to 982 code for a protein of 237 amino acids. The transcript has 3 exons. The record is from RefSeq and is a predicted model, not a curated record.